AUGUGGUUUGUGAGUAUAAAAGAGGCAGAUUUCCCCCUGUGCACUAACUUCUCUCUAGUUACCAACAUGUCUUUCUCUGGAAAAUACCAGCUGGAGUCCCAGGAGAACUUUGAGCCUUUCAUGAAGGCCAUUGGUCUUCCAGAUGACCUGAUCCAGAAAGGUAAAGACAUCAAAAGCAUCUCUGAGAUUGAGGAGAAUGGUGAUAACUUCAAAGUGACCAUCACUACUGGCACAAAAGUUCUAGCCAACACCUUCACCAUUGGAAAAGAGACUGAAUUGGAGACAAUGACAGGGGAGAAGGUUAAGGGGGUGGUUAGCCGUGAAGGAAACAAGCUAAAAGUGUGUCUAAAGGGAAUUGAGUCGGUCACGGAGCUGGUGGAUGGGAACACGAUUGUCAAUACUAUGACUCUUGGUAGUAUUGUGUACAAGAGGACAAGCAAACGUGUUUAA
Messenger RNA from Menidia menidia (Atlantic silverside), 450 nucleotides. The record is from the annotation of a GenBank genome assembly. Lineage: Eukaryota; Metazoa; Chordata; Actinopteri; Atheriniformes; Atherinopsidae.